Molecule: messenger RNA, 22844 nt
Organism: Dendronephthya gigantea
Lineage: Eukaryota; Metazoa; Cnidaria; Anthozoa; Malacalcyonacea; Nephtheidae
Exons: 33
Coding region: 105-22829 (7574 amino acids)
Source: RefSeq, a predicted model, not a curated record
GAGGUUCAAAUUCACAUCAGGUGUACACAGUACCUGGUGGGGUAACUGUAUCAAGCUCUGCGACGUUUUACAGUCAUUACUAUUAUCCAUAUAAUAUUGGUAGAAUGUUUGACGGUGAUCCUGGUACCAAGUUUAUAACCACAAAUUCAAGACCAAGACUCAGCAUUGAUCUCAAGAGAAACGUUUUUGUCAACCAUGUUCGAAUUUAUCCUUCUUGUUCUCACCUAUCGAAAUUUAAGUUGAGUGGUGAGGAUGAAGAAGGCAGAACUUUUGCAAUCCAUCGGGAUUACGUUAACAUGAACUAUGGCUGCACACAAGGCUCUUAUACUGAUGUUAACUUCACGAGGAACACGACUAAAAUAUUUAUAGAUCUUGUGGCAGCGCAACAUAGAUACAGCAGUCUCGCAGAAAUUGAAAUAUUUGAAAGAACUUCGUUACCCUGGAAACGUUAUGAGAACCUUGAUGUGGACGGUGCAGUAACGUGGCUACUUCUAAACAACUCCAACUAUCAGUUUGAUGAAAUUCAUCUUUUUGGAUCUGCUCAGGUUGCUUUCAAAAAUCCUGAAAAUUCACAAGCGCAAAUAUCCAUAAGUAAUAAGAGAAUGUAUGGUGAUAAAUCAGGCACCUGGCAUGUUGGUUACAAUCAAAGUUUUGCUGUCAGUGUCACUGAUCCUGACACGCCAUUAAGUCUACAGGUUUACGAACACGGUCAACUUUCUCUGCCCAGGAAAAGUUUCCUUAAAAGUGUUAGCGUGUUCCUCUCUGGCAAGUUGACUGGUUUAAAGGAAGUCUAUGUACUUCAUGGAGGUCAUCUCGAGUGUUCAUCGGCAAGCUGCAUCGGUUCUCAAUGCAAGCCAUCGCAGUACAGUUUGGAGACAUUACAUGUGCAAGAUGAAGGUUUUGUCAAACUUGGUGACUCAGAACACUUGCCAGAACUACAGCUAAAUCUCAUCAACUUUACGAUCUACGGUGGGGGACACUUACUAUCUCAUGGACGUCUCACAAUCAAUGCAUCAAACACAGUGGCUGUGAACUCAGGUGGAAAAUUGGAACAGAAUCAUUCUGGUUUUACGACUGGAUCGGGACCCGGCCAAGGAACUGGACACGCAAAUGGCGCAUCAGGCGGUGGUUAUGGUGGUAAUAGUGGUCGUGGGAAAGGAACUCUGUUAGCAGGACAGACUUAUGGUUCCCUUUAUACCCCUCAUCAUUUUGGAAGCCCUGGAGGAUUCGGCAAAGAUUACGGCAAUCUUUACUACGGCAGUUACUAUUAUCAAAGCACAAGUUCUUACUCAAAUCCGGUUACGGUAGGAGGUAUGGGAGGGAUUGGUGGUGGAUCUUUACGAAUACACUCUACACGUACCAUUGUUGAUGGUACUGUGUCAGCCAAUGGCCAAGAUUCGCCAACUGGUGGUCAGCGAAGUGGCUGUGGAGGUGGUAGUGGGGGAAGUAUAUGGUUAACAUGUGAUGAGCUUGAUGGGUAUGGAUCUAUUGAGGCACGUGGCGGAGUUGGUUCGAAAGGAAGAGCAGGCGGGGGCUCUGGUGGACGUAUCGCUGUAAACUAUCGCGACAUUCAUAAUUACAACGGUUCGUUCUCUGUCCGCGGAGGGCCUGGAUUUGAAGAUGGAGCGUCCGGAACUGUGUACCUGGAACAGAGAAAUAGUACCCAUGUCACGUGGCGAAAGUUGGUUGUUGAUAAUGAGGGCCUGGCACUACCAAAGGCAGUAAAUAGGAACGCAGGGAACUUGUUGAAUCUGUUUAGUGGUGUAUAUAGUGACAUUAGCCAAGUUGGCACAGUGACAUUGCUCAAAGAAUCAGAAAAUUACAUGUUUAAUGAACUUGUUCUUCAGGGAAACUCACAUCUCGUCAUUUAUGGUAACGCCUCUCAAGAGCAUGUGAGUCUGCGAGCAUAUUUAUUAACAGGAGAUCGAUCAGCAGUCGUGCAUGUCGGAACAUUACAAGAAGUUUAUUUCCAUGAUAUCGAUGUUUACUUUCCCGUGAAUACGUUUGUCUACCCUGGCGGCUCGUUAUUCCUUCCUAAGCGUGUUUCGUUACGAGAAGUUUGGAUGUACGUGAAUGGUUCUGUGUCUGAUUCGGAAGAAUAUGCAAUAGAUAGAGAUGGACAGCUACAUCUGUGGUCAGGAGGGAACAGCGAGGGUGAACCAGAGGGAACUUUUGUAUUUAUGAACAUCACUAUACGUGCUCGUGGUCGAUUGAUUGCUACUACCUUGGCUGGACAUGGUAAGAUGGCGAUCCACGGCAGAAGAAUGGUUGUAAAUGCCGGGGGAAAGUUUAUAUCCAACGAUGUUCAUCUGACUGCGGUUAAUAUUACAAUUGACGCUGCAGGUGAAAUAACUUCUACUGGACUUGGUUAUCCGAUUCGAAGUGGACCCUCGUAUAGAAGCGGCUCGCGCCCAGGCUCUGGAGGGGGACACGGAGGUAACGGUGGUCGAGCAUUGUAUCAACUACAAUCUCCUUUGGCGUAUGACUCGAUAUACACGCCUAUUAAAGCAGGGAGUGGAGGAAGUGGAGCCCCUGGAGGAGGGAUUAUCUAUAUCAAUGUCAGUAAUCUGUUCAGAGUUGAAGGAAAUGUUCGCUCAAAUGGCCAGAAAAAGAAUAUUGGGGGUGGUGCAGGAGGAACAGUGCUUGUACGUACCAAUCAUUUUGAUGGCAUGGGAACAAUAGAAGCAAAUGGUGGAGAUGGUGCCACUGUUGUUGCUAGCGGCACUCUGGGUGGAGGAGGUGGGGGAGGUAGAAUAGCUGUGUAUCACUAUGGGAUAAGUACCUUUAUAGGCCGUCUGCAAGCGUUUGGUGGAGAAAGUGUAGCUGAGAGAGGAGGUCCUGGUUCAAUUUAUGUUCAAGAUGAUAGUGGUAAUAAAACUCAAAGACAACUCAUAAUAGACAAUGGUCACAUAUCAGCAUCAUCAAACAUUAUUGAAGUUCGACGGUUGUCUAUCACUGGUAGAAUACGCUACAGCUCUUCAUCAUACACAUCACCAGAGGGAAUUUAUAUACAUACAACUGGUUCACCACAUUGCGUCUAUUCAUGUCCAUACAAUGGUCAAUUGUCCAAUUUAUUUUCUGGGACAAGUCUAUUUUACUCUACAACAUCUGCAACACCUGAACUAACCUUUACUUUCCCAUAUACAAUAACGAUUGAUCAUUUGAGAAUUUUCCCACAAUGCAGCUCGAAAUAUUAUUGGACAAACUAUCGAGUCCGCGCCUACCAGGGAACUCUAAAGGUUUACGAGCAAGUUUCUUGGACUGAAACAAAGUUCUGUAGACAGGGGCAAUAUGGAAAAGUUGAAAUACAGAGAGAUGUUAAUAAGAUUGUGAUCUCACUGAGUAAAGUUUCCAGUUACGCAGCAAUGAACAAAGUGCAGUUAUUCUUUCAAGAAGUUUUCCCCGGAGCAUCGCAGACCGUGAUUCAAAACCCGGAAGCUUGGAUUGUUACAGAAGAUGAAGAUCAAACAGCAGAGAGUUUCCUGAAGUUUGAUAAGGUUACGUUACGCCACGGAGGACGUUUGAGCUGGUCAAAUAAGGAAAUACAUCUUGCAAUAGAAGAGUUAGAUGGAGAUGGAACAGGAUCAAUGAAUGUUCGUUCAACUCAACGACUUUCAGUGAAUCGUACCACUAAUUAUUUCAAGACAGAACUCUUGGCUCAUAUGAACUCCUCGUUAGAUCUACCUCAAGACUUCAAUUGUCAUUCAGUAAAUGUUGUAGUCCGAGGGGCUGUAAAUACGUUAGAGAAAGUUACUGUUGGUCCUCAGUGCUUCUUUUCUCUCACGAAUGAUGACAAGAAAUUAAAUUUGACCAUGGAGAAGUUGGUUGUUCAAACUAAUGGUCGAAUGAAAGUGUUAGCAAAAGAAGACGCAGCCUUGAUUAAAGGUGUAUCACUGGAUAUACGCGGCGGUGCUAGUUUGGAAGCAAAUCGUUUAAAAUUGGAAUUCACGAACAUCAGUUUGGAACCUUAUUCCACGUUAUCAGCAAAUAAUCAGAUUAUACCCUCCACACUUCAUGUGGGCGAUGGUAAACCUCAUAUUUCAGGCAGUAGUGGCGCUGGUCAUGGUGGUCAUGGUGGCGUGGGCUAUGGUGAAAGUUUGGUUGGGGUCUCUUAUGGUUCAUUCCGAAUUCCACGCUUGUCUGGUCGACCAGGCGCCGCCCCAAUUUUCCCUCGUGUACCUGGUUAUGGCGGAGGUUUCAUAAAACUUGUUGUUCAAAAUACAGCUCAUAUUGAUGGUACUCUCUCUGCCAGAGGUGGUUCGGCAAUAUCACCACAGGGAAGUGGUGCAAGUGGCGGAAGCAUUCUGAUGUAUGCGAAACAUUUUCACGGACAAGGUUUACUUGACGUUACCGGGGGUGACGGAGACCGAGCUGCCAGUGGGAGUGGGGGUGGUGGAGCUGGAAGAAUUAGUAUUUAUACAACUGCUAAUAAUUAUAUAGGCCAGUACCAGGCCUUAGGCGGAGCAAGUAACUUUGAACCUGGUGGAGCAGGAACCGUUUAUCUAGAACGGAUCACUCAGAAUAGUACAGAUAAUAUCGAGGUUUUAGCACACCAUAAUAAAUACACAAACGAAACAGAAUUUGAGAUCCAAAAUCGCACUUUGUAUAUCAAUGCGCAUGGUCGACGGCCACGUGAUCCAGAGAGGAAUCUGAGUUCCAGUUUUGAUGAUUUCUCUAAAAAAGCUUCGGCACGGACGUGGGUAACGCUGGAUCCUGACGAUAACGACAUCAAAAUAAGUGAAUUACAAAUUUAUGGUGGUGCACAAGUACUGUUCAUUAUUCCUGAAAAGACGAGGCAUCCAUUGUUUAUCACAAUUACUCGAAUGCAGGGCAGUCGUGAUGGUUCUUUCUUCAUUGGUUAUAAUCAAUCUUUCAUCUCGCUAGAAUCUUAUCUUCCUUUCAAUAUGGUGAUCUACCAGGGUGGUGUUACCACCAUGCAAGGUGAACUGCUGGUUGCUGGUGUGACAGUCGACGUGGAUGGAAUAUUACAGAAAUGUCAGAAUAUAACCAUUGCUGAUUAUGGUAUUGUCAAGAUGAAAGAAAUGUAUGAUUUCCGUGGCAGAUCUACUAAAACCUUUGAUUUUGAGGAGAUCAGUAUCCGUAACCAUGGUACCAUGACGGUGACGAAUCAAGACAACAUACGGGAAUUUAAUGGACGUUCUAUUCACGUGCACGCUGGUGGAAGGCUUUCGGCUGUCAACCUUCAUGUGAAUGCAAUAAAUGUGACGGUUGAUACGCUAGCUGUGUUUGAAGCAAGUUUAGUUGGGCAAAACUUCGACUUACCUGGUCCAGGGAAGGGCGCUGAUUAUAUCCCAGGAUACCUUGCGGGUGGAUCAGGAGGAGGUCAUGGUGGGCGUGGUGGUAGAGCAGUAGGACGAAUAAUGUCUGGGAAUACUUAUGGAUCAGUUUUCAGGCCACUGGAAUUUGGAAGUUCUGGUGGUAAUGGUGGACCAAAUCAACGUGGAGGGGUUGGAGGGGGCAUUUUGUUCCUAAACAUAUCUAAUCGUAUAACAGUGAACGGCGAUGUUCUGGUCAAUGGUCAAAAUGCCCAGGGUGUAUACUCUGGUGGUGGAAGUGCUGGAAGUAUUUAUCUCGUAACUAGAAGGUUGGAUGGCAGUGGAAAAAUACAGGCAAACGGCGGUAAAGGGUACAAUUAUGGACACCGAGGUGGAGGUGGAGGGUCCGGUGGUAGGAUAGCACUGUAUUACGGGGAUAAUGAGGAUUAUGUCGGCAAAAUUGAAGCUCAUGGUGGAUUUGGUAACGAGGAAUAUGGUGCAGCUGGAACAUUAUACCAUCAUCAUACGAUGUCAGAUAAUUUCACAAAGAAGAGUUUAUUUGUGAAUAACGAUGGUCAUGGACCACAGACAGACAGAGUGAACCAGCUCCUUGAACCGCUGAAAUUGGUUGGUGGCUCAGGUGGAACUCAAUCUUCCACAACUUACAAAGCUCGCGAAGGUAUCACCAUAACAACUAAUGCUUCUCCAUUACGGACAUAUUAUUAUCAUUAUUAUCAACUCUACAAUCUAUUGGACGGUAAUCUAAACACAUGGUAUGUGAGUACCUCAACGUCUGCUACCAUCACCAUAACGUUCUUCCGGCAGACAUGGUUGCAACGCAUUAGGAUAUAUCCGUCCUGUGGAUCGCAAUAUCGUGUCAGCUACAAUGUAUUCAUUACAAAAAAUCAACGAAAGAUUAAUCUGACGCCUUCGGGAAUCUCAUCUCGUGGUUGUUUCAACACUGGCGUGUUCCAUGAUGUUAAAAUAAACAAUGAAAUAACAUCAAUAGAAAUUAAACUUGGAGCCUUGGAAAAAUACAUUUCAUUGUCCGAGAUAAAGCUUUUCAUUGGUCGGGAUUCUGGAGAUUUCAAACAGGGAAAUAUCGUUGAAGAUAGCGCAAGAACGUGGUUGGUUCCUGACAUUUCUAACGACUUGGAGUUUGAUUAUCUACAAAUAAGUGGUUCGGCGCAUCUUGGAAUAUUACAACUACCAUCACUCAACCGCAGUAUGAUUAUAAAUGAAGUGAAUGGUGAUCAUACUGGCAGCCUACAUGUUGGUGCUCAACAAAUAGUUAAUAUAUCAAGCCAAAAGAUUACUGUAUUACCAUUUAACGUGCAAACGUAUAAGCAAUCCACGAUUGUUUUGUCGGAAGAAACGCAUAUAACAAACGGUAUAUUCGUCGGAAGAGGAGAAAUAUUGGGACUAAAAAGAUUACGAAUUGAUGAAAAGGGCAUAUUUAAUGUUUUUCCUGAAACCAGUUUGGGUGCAGCGACCACAAGUAGUUUGAAAUUUGACAGCCUACAUAUAUUUACAGGUGGACUGUUGCAACAGUCAUUAGGUGAUUUAACAGUUGGAAAACUGAAUAUAAUUCUUAAAGAUGAUUUUGUUGUAAAUGCUUAUGGUACGGCUGACAUUAGUGGAAUGUUUCUUCAGGCAAAAAAGAUUCAACUAGACACGUCUUCAUUAUUGAAAGCUCGUGGCCGAGGUUAUCCCUCAACCCAAGGAACUGGCUCUGGUGUUUCAUUGCUACAAGGUGGCUCAGGAGCGGGACAUGGUGGAACAGGAGGGCGUGGAGACCAAAUAAGAGUAGGGGUGGCUUAUGGCUCCGUGAAAACUCCUCAGGAAUUUGGCAGCGGUGGUGGACGGGGUUCAAGUCAAUUGCCCGGAGGUGCAGGUGGUGGCGUCGUGUCUCUUCAAGCUCUACUUAUCGAUAUUGACGGCACUAUUGACGUCAGCGGAAGUGAUGGUCAAGCAGGAAGUGGUGGUGGAAGUGGAGGAAGUGUCAUGUUAUUGGCUGAGAGGUUCAUAGGAAAAGGUCAACUGCUUGCUAAUGGCGGGAAAGCUGUAAACAACGGAGGAGGUGGAAGCGGUGGUCGACUGAGCAUUAAUUGCAACAAAACUGAUUUCAAUGGUAAAAUGUCGGCACAGGGGGGGACGAGCAAUCGUGAACCUGGAGGACCAGGGACGAUUUAUCGCAAAACUGGAGCAUUGCAGACUUUGGAAAUAAACAAUAAUGGAUUGGUUCCUUUGAAUAGUUACCUGGUUAGCAGCAAUCAACAUGAGAAUGGUGGAAAAGCUUGGAUAUUAGUGGAUUCACCUGAAGAUUUGGACUACGAUGAACUGCGUUUGUUUGGAGGUGCACAUGUUUCUUUUGUGUUGAGCGUGACUGGAGAUAUAUCAAUAAAUAUGUUCACAGGUGAUAGCACAGGUAUGUUACACGUACGAGCGGGUCUUGUCAUCAAAUCAGCUUCAGCCGAGUUUCCAUCCUGGUUCCGCGUGUACAGAGGUGGAUAUUUAUCUCUUCCUCGUGUCGUUCAUCUCAACAAGCUCAGCGUAUACUCGCAGUUAUUUAUUGAAGGAAAACUUGGUUUUAUCAGCGAUUUUCGUAUUGGUACAGGUGUCAGUGUAUUCCUUGGAAACGAGGCCAGUUCUUAUGGGUUAAAAGACAACAGUUUUAUGUUUGGUUCAUUGACAGUAAUGCCAAACGCUCGCCUUAACUUCCAGAAUCCUAAGUUUCUUACCCAGUCUCUAAAUUUAAAUAUCUCCGACAAGUUUCACGUAUUUCCUGGAGGGAUGAUCAGCGGUCAGAAUGUCGAUGUUCACGCACGAAAUAUCACAAUAGAAGUCGCCGGCAGUAUUGUCACAAAAUCAUCUGGGUUCUCGCUGGGCACUGGAAAAGGAAAUGGAGGGGCUGGUCAUGGUGGAAGUGGUGGUUAUGGUAGAGUCGUGUUUGAUCGUCCCGGUGCUUCCUAUGGUGAUUUCCAGAAUCCAAUAAUGUAUGGUAGUACUGGUGGCAGCAAUGGUGCUCCUGCUGGAGGGGUUGUUAAAUUGUAUGCCGAAGAAUUAACCACAGUAGAUGGUACAAUCGUUGCCAUAGGUAAUGACAGUCCUCGUGCAGGCAUUGGUGCAAGUAGUGGUGGUAGUAUUUGGAUCCAAAGUAAAAUUUUUACUGGAAGAGGUACCAUACAGGCUAAUGGUGGAAAUGGUCUUAGCUAUGGUGGUGGUGGUGGCGGUGGCCGCAUAGCAACCACAUUUGAAAACAACACGUUUGCAGGUAAACUCGAGGCUUAUGGGGGAAAGAGUAAUUUAUCCCCAGGGGGUGCUGGGACUGUGUAUCUCUCAAGUAAGGAUGGCAGAUUUAAGAAGUUAAUUAUCGACAACCAAAAUAUUGGUAAACCAUCUAGUGAUAGCAUCACAGACAUUCAACGCGACGGAGGAAGGACAUGGUUGACACCCUCAGAGGGUUCACACCAAGUAAUUUUGAGUCACCUUGAAAUACGUGGCCUGGGUCAGUUAGCAUCAAUGAGGAACUCCAGCGAAGGUAUUUUGGAGUGGGACAUAGGCAGCAUCACAGGAGAUAAGACUGGUCUAUUACAUAUACUUGGUAGUCAAAAACUUGUUAUUACGGGUGAAGAGGAAGUAAGCAAAUCAGCUGACUUACCAUGGAGUAUAAAUGUUUACCCGCGGGGAGAGCUGACGCUCUCAGAGAGUUUUGUGGUGAACGGAAUAAAGAUUAUUGUUGCGGGACGAUUAAAUGGAGCCAGGAAUCUUACGGUAGCGAAUGGUGGUAAAGUUAUUUUAAGAAAAAUGAUUGACCCUGAAGGAAAUAUAUCACGUCACACUACAUUUGAUGUCAUCAGCGUUCAAGGUGGAGGUAUUUUCGAAGUGGAAAGUGAUUCUGGUGGCCUGUCUGUGUCAUGUAAUCAACUUAUUGUUAGCAGUGGCGGAAAGUUUCAUGCCACCAAACUAGACCUUACUGCAAAUCUUGUCAAAAUUGACCAAUCUGGCAUCUUGGAAGCAAAUUACGAAGCAAAGAGUAUAAUCAGUGGACUAGGACCAGGUUAUGGAAGAUACAAUCCACGUGGUUCAUCAGGCGCUGGCCAUGGUGGUACUGGUGGUCGCGGGCGCUAUGACGUAGACACUGGUGCAUUUUAUGGUAGUAUGAUCCGCCCUUCAUCAUUUGGAAGUGUUGGGGGUGGUGGGCAAUCCCCAGGAGGUGGAGUCAUACAAAUAACCACACGUGUUUUACAGUUGGACGGAAAUAUCGAAUGUAAGGGCGGUGUAUAUGCGCAAGGUACGAAUCAUGGCGGUGGUAGUGGAGGUAGUAUAUAUAUCAAUACUACGACGUUUGGAGGUGAGGGUAUGAUUGAUGCAUCUGGAGGUCCUGGUAACAGUUAUGGAGGAGGAGGCAGUGGUGGAAGAAUCGCAGUGUAUUAUCGCUCCAGUUCAUUUACCGGUCAUAUAUCCGCUUAUGGUGGAGGUUCAUUGUAUGAAGCAGGGGCUGCUGGUACCGUGUUUCAAGAAGACUAUAAAAACAAUAAAAAAUAUCUCUCUGUUUCAAACAAAAAUCAAAAGCCUCUAACUGUACUUGUCAACUAUGCCAACCCGCGGAAAGAUAAUGCUCGAACAUGGUUGCCUGCACUUCCUAAUAAAAGCAAAUACGAUUUUAGUGAAAUUACUCUGACUGGAGGAUCACAUUUAGUUCUUCAGUCUAGCUCAUUUGAUCAGGAGAUGGUUGUUGGAAGACUGAAAAAUAAUGACUUAAGAAAUGGCGUGACAAGCUAUUUACAUGUUGGUCAAAGACAAACUGUUCAUGUGCAGGAAGCUGGUGUUAUAUUUCCUGUUAAUAUCCAAGUGUAUAAAAGCGGUACGUUAGGGUUACCACCGAGUAUUGAAGUGAAAAAGACUGUGUUUAACUGCGAGGGACGUUUGAAGGGGCUUAAAGAGCUCACUGUAUCUGAGACAACAAUGAAUUUUGGCGUCAACACGGGAUCAUUCAUCCGUAGCCCCUAUGUUGAUCGUCACUUUGUAUUUGAAAGAGUAACUGUAAAGGCAGGUGGAAAGAUGAUAUUUACGAAUUCCGAACACGGAAAUGUUCUGGAAACGUCCAGGCUUGAAGUGAAAGCUGAGGGUUUAGUGCAAGCAAGAAGGUUGACAAUUAAAAGUAAUAUUGUGGAAGUAGAGGAGAUGGCAAAGAUCACAGUUGAUGGUCAAGGAUUUACUCAAGGUGUAUUGAAGACGAGUUAUGGAGGAGCAAAACAAGAGUCAUCAGGAGGCUCCCACGCUGGUUAUGGAGGCCAGCGAUCACUUGGAGGACCUUAUGAUUUUGUGAUGGAGCCUGUAUAUCCUGGCGAAGGCGGUGGCCCUCCACGCUACAAAUCCACACCAAGUGCACCUGGGGGUGGUGUGAUUCGUGCUAUUGUUAAUGAUCGUUUAAUCAUUAAUGGAGAAAUAUCUGCAAGAGGAAAGCCUGGUAUCAGUACAGCAGGUGGCGCUGCUGGCGGUAGCAUUUGGAUCACGACGAACAUGCUUCAUGGUGAUGGCAUCAUCUCAGUUUCCGGGGGCAACGGAGGUUAUAAUGGCGGAGGUGGAAGUGGUGGAAUGCUUGCUAUAUAUUACAAACAGAGCUCGCUACUUUUCGACCUUCAAAUAUCUGGUGGGACUGGAAAUACUCCAGGAGCAUCAGGAAUGAUCUAUUUACGAAGAGAUAACUCCAAUGGAAAACUUGUUUUGGACAACAACAACCAAAACUCAGCUGGAUUUUCCGCUUUGGUUUGUCAAACAAAAGCGAUCGACUACCAUUUUAGUGAGAUUGAAAUCCGACGUGGUGGAAAGCUAAAGUUGAUUUCCUGUGGCACUGAUCAAUCCAUGACAUUGCAAAUAUCUACUAAACUAUAUGGUGAUGGAACUGGUACAUUAAGAGUUGAAAACGAGCAAAAUGUUUAUGUUUCUAGUACAACAACAAUGAUGUUGCAAACUAAUAUCGAUAUCCAGAAUAAUGGAUUUGUUCUGCUUCCAGAGAAUGUAUUAUUGACUGAUGGUGUAAAUCUAAAUGUUGGCGGCAGCUUGACUGGCGUAAAGAAUAUCAGCAUUGCAAAGAACAGCAAAUUUACCGCCGUGUACCCAGGAAGUACAAGCUACAGAACACAUCCAGGAGUAUUUCAAUUUGAAACAUUACACGUACAGCGACGUGGUAUUGUUGAAAGUUCACAUUCAAGUAAAGUUAAAUUAAAUAUAGACGUGUUAAAGAUAGAUUAUGGAGCAUUUUAUCGCGUCUCUCAUAGUGCUACCACGUACAACGAAAAAAUCGUGCAAGGAAGAGGGCCGGCGUUGAGAAGUAGUCUAUGUCCUUAUGGUAUAGUAAAACAUACUUCAAAAAAUAGGGAAUACAAUCCUUGUGGUGAAGGAGAGUGGAGUUCAGUCUCCGCGCCAAUUCCUUAUCAAGUUGUGAUGAAUAUUUCAGACAGUGAUGGGAUUUAUAGACUAGUAAAUGUUACGAAAUACACGGAGAACUACAAUAUAACCUGUGAUUAUACAGACUUCCGUCUGUUGCCCGGUCAAACUUGUGUUUUCAGACCAGGAGUCUACAAUUAUAGACGUUUAGAUAUUUUGAGCGAGGCUAUAAUGAGCUUCGAAGCCGAUCCUGGCCGUGUAAAUAAAAACGCUCUAAAUGUCGAAUAUCUUCGAAUUUAUUCCAACGGGCAACUCGAGGCUAAACCCGGGCAAUGGUCCAGUCAAUUGUCAUUGGGUACAGGUGGAUCAUACGGCGGUAUUGGUGGUAGGGCUAGCCCAAGUGACGUACACGGUGAUGUCGUUUUACCGGAAAGCUAUGGUACAAGUGGGGGUGGGUCCCAAAGUGGCGGGGGUCAACUUAAGAUAAACGUAGCGUAUGAUUUCAUUAUUGAUGGAGUGGUGGAUGUCAGCGGAAAAAGUGUUACAAAUGGGGGAGGAGGUAGUGGUGGUAGCCUUCUUGUAUUUGCUCACAAUUUAAAAGGUACAGGAGUGUUAAGAGCAAAUGGUGGGGGAAGCAGAAAUUCGGGUGGUGGUGGAGGUGGUCGAAUUGCAGUACAUGUGAACUCAUCAGUUGAUAAUUUCCAGGGACACCAAGAGGCAUACGGCGGCAAUGGCGUGUUUCGAGGUACAGCAGGGACAAUCUACAUUCAUGAUAAAAAUAGCAUCAAUGGAAGUCUUGUUAUAAAAGGUCAGGGAGCUGAACCUGCUUUCUUACCUCAAAACACAACAUUGACUGAAGUUGACUCGCUUUAUAUUGCACAGUCUUCUGUUUUCAGGGUUUCAUUUUCUGAAUUGACAGUUAAAUUAUUACAGACUGAUGGGAGUGGAAAGAUUGUUAUACCUAAGGGGCAUAAAUUAGUAAUCACAAAACUGCCUUUAAAUGAAAAGAUUACAUGCGAGCUGGACGUAAGUGGUGUUGUGGACAUUCAAGUACCAGUUAUUUUUACCAGAACUGUGAAUCUCUGGGGUAUUGUUAAAACGCCAAGGUUGACUUUAGCAAAGAAGACGAAUUUCAACUGGAAUAACGGUACAUUGAAGACGAAUUCCUUUAUAAUGAGGCAGUACUCGACAGUCCAUAUUUCUGCACUCUCAUCCAAACUCCAAAUAGAUGAAAUAGUCGUUGGACCAUAUGCAGAAUUAAUGGUGUCCGCUUUCGAUUUCGUGAUUAUGUGCAAGCAAUUGAUAUUCAAGUCUCGUUCUUCUUUACUCUCAAAAUCCGUUUUAAAGUCCUUCAACAUCACUUCCAACCAUUUGGAAAUACAUAGUUUUGCGUCGGUGGGAGUAACGGGCGGGGGACACGAACAAGGUCCAGGGUAUGAUGGUCACGCAGGAGUUGGUGGAAGCCAUGGAGGACAAGGUGCUGGUGCUAAGAAAGAUUCUGUUUAUGGUUCUGUCUUCGAACCAACUGAGUUUGGUAGUGGAAGUCUGGAUUCAAGUAGGGUAUCUCAUCGCGGGGGAGGAAGAAUUGUUAUAAUUGUCGCUGGAGUGCUGCAUGUGGAUGGUGAGGUGCACGCUGAUGGUGUAGGGUCACAGAGGGAUGGCGGUGGUAGUGGAGGAAGUCUGAUGAUAAAGGCAAAAUUACUUAAAGGAUCAGGGGUGUUUAGAGCAAACGGGAUAAGUGGGGGCUCUGGAGGUAGAAUUGCUUUGUAUGUUGAGGACAAACGAGAUUAUUCAGGAAUAGUAAGUAGUUUUGGGGGAUGUAGAACCAAAUGUGGAGCCGCUGGAACUGUGUUUAUCAGAGAAUAUGUGGUGGGUAUUCCUUAUGAAACAACGAUUGUGGACAAUGCUGGACGACAGAGUUCGGGUAUCACCAGUAUUAUGCACGGAACACAAACUAAAUACACUUUGCAAAAACUGAAGAUUACCCAGGGAGGGAGAGUUGAAGUAGUCAACCCAAGCUCAAAUAAAACGAGAAUAAGUGUUUUGGAUUUAGAAGGGGAUUUCACUGGUCAACUACGUGUGUUAAAAAACCAGGAAUUGCUCUUGGGAUCUAGUAGCGUGACAGGUUUUCAACCAUUUGUGCUACGUUGUGCGGUUAGCGUUGAGAUGGGUGGUGAACUGGUUCUAGCAUCACGCGUGUUUGUGAAGGAAACAACAUUGAAGCCAAGUUUCGAUGUUUUUGGCAAAGUACAGGGAGGGCAAGAAUUAAUAAUUGGACGAAAUGCUUUAGUUUCAGUUGCUCCUGAAGGAAUCAUUGGAACAAAAUCUUCACAAAAGGGUAUUCUCACGUUCCGUGAACUUCAUAUCUUAAGUGGCGGCCGUGUUGUAUUCAACAAUGGUGGAAAAUCAAGGCUCGAAGUCCGUGCCGUAUCCAUUAACAUUGAAUACAAUGGUAUCCUUCAAAGUCCACAUGUGCUCCUUAAGACACCUGUGAUAAAUAUACACAUGGGAGGCCAGAUCAUAUCAGAUGGGCUUGGGAACAGGUCAGGACCAGGUUUAGGUGGUUUUUCUGGGGGCUCGUUGUGGAAGGGGGGUAGUUACGGUGGAUGUGGUGGAGGUUAUACUGGAAACUCUUGUCCAAUAUAUGGGUCAAUGUUUGGGUCAGCUCAGCCAGGUAGUGGUGGUGGUGCUGCAACUGGGAGUAAUGGAGGUCAGGGCGGAGGGGUCAUUGUAUUAGAUGUAGGCAUUCUACACCUUGAUGGUACGAUUACUACCAAUGGUGGGAAUGGUCUUGGAAGUGCAGGGGGAGGAAGUGGAGGCAGUAUUUACAUGUCUAUCAAGGAAAUAUUCAGAGGGCGAGGUUCAGUGUAUGCACGGGGGGGUUUAUCGGGAACCGAAGGAGGAGGCGGAGGCGGGGGAAGGAUUUACAUCAAUACAGAGGGAAAUGAUAUUUUUACUGGGACGCUUGAUGCUAGAGGAGGUACUGGUGUAAAAUUACCCUCGGGUUCCCCUGGAACAAUAUGGUUGCUUCAGAAGAAAAACGGAUUAACGAUAAGAACAUUGAUUUUGAAUAACAAAGAUAUCAGUCUUUCAAAGCAACUUCCCAUUGUUCUAAGUGAAACUGUGAGCAGUUAUUACAUUGAUAUACUUCAUUUAAUGGGAAGCAUUGAACUAAUACCUGAUCAUCACAUGGUUGUUGAAAAACUUAUCACCAGUUCUCUCAGUACUUUGAAUAUACCUAAUGGGAUUAUCGUGGAGAUUGAUACAAGCCAGCGUGCGUCUAGUCCCUCGUGUAAUUUUCAUGUCGCAGAACAUGGUGAACUACGACUUCCUUCCUCCGUUACUUUUCUUGGAUCAAACAAUCGGUUUUCUGGAACUAUUACUGGUGUUUUAGACAUGGUCAUCGGUGAAGGACGUCAAACAGUUCUUUCUGCUUCUGCAAGGACAGCACUUUUUGUUGAUGGAAACUAUACAUUUAUAUCAAAACGAGGUGAAUACAAGUUUGCAUCCCUGCUUUUAAAAAGUAAUUCGAUUGUGUCAUUUGAGAAGUCUGACUUAACAGAGGUUCCCUUGGUUUUUGCAACAUUGGAAUUACGUUAUGGAUCGGUAUUAAAGGGACGUUGGCUGAGCAUUCAAGCUGUGACUAUACUUGUUCAUUCAGGUGCAAGGAUAGAUCUUGCUGAAAGAGGGUAUUCUAGUGGUCGUGGUGAUGGUGCUGGUGCAUAUAAAUAUGGCUAUGGGCGAGGUGCUGGGCAUGCUGGUAUAGGGGGUGGUGACAUUAGUUCUGGUGGAAAAUGGUAUGGUGAUAUGGUCGCACCUACGAACUUUGGAAGUGGAGGUGGAGGAUACUUUCCGUCACAUGGUGGAAAUGGCGGGGGUUAUUUGAAUAUAUUAACAAGCGAAAAACUUAUAAUUGAUGGUUCAAUAUUGGUCAGUGGUGAAAAUUGCAAAGGAUCUGCUUGUGGAGGGGGUAGUGGCGGUAGUAUCUACAUCCAAUCAAGAAGUUUAGAAGGUGUUGGCGUAAUUGGGGCCAGAGGUGGUAACGGUAAUGUAGCGGGUGGUGGAGGCAGUGGUGGUCGCGUUGCUGUUCAUCUUCAUAGCACAUUACUUUUCCAAGGAGACUUCGAGAUACAUGGUGGGUCAGGGAAGUACAUCGGGGCAUCAGGAACUGUUUACAUCGAAGAUAAUAAAGAUCGUAUUCCCAGGAAAAUUGUAAUUGUAGACAACCAUGCCAUGAAAUCAGAUGCAAAACCUAUGACGGCGUUAACAAACAACCUUGGCGAUUAUGUGUCUUUAGAUGAACUUAAGAUGAAAGGACCAGCAGGCGUCUAUUUUUUCAAUAAAAAUAAAAACUAUAACCAAAAAAUGGAGAUAUCUGUGGCAAAACUCUCGGCUGAUACUCAGGGUGAAAUCGUGAUUCAGGCAAAUCAAGUUAUGUUCUCAGAAACUAGCGAAUCUGAAGAGACAUCUUUUACACUUCGAACGAAUCUCAUUAUUCAGUACAAAGGUCUGUUUGUUACUGCAUCAAAAUUGUUUGUUGAUAGCGCAGAGCUUACAGUCAAUGGGCAGCUGAUGAAUGUACGGCAUUUCACACUAGAGACAGGAAGUCGUGUGACCUUUUCUGAGAAGUCGCAGACUGGCGUUUAUCUUAAAACAUUUGGUUCUGUUUAUUUAUCUUUACCCGGAACUCAGUUGUUUGGAAGUUUGACUCUUAAAAGUGGAACUACGUUUAGUGCACCUGAAAAUUUACGAAUUCAGACGGCUGAUAUGAUCGUGAAGAAUGGCGUGAUGAUUCGCGUGAAAGAUUUGGAAAUUGCUGCAGGAAGUCUGAUCCUCGAACGAGGAACGAUCACGUCUGCUGAUGGCGUGUCUUCCGGAGGGUCUGGAGCCGGAUCAUCAAGUUCUAACGUGGGGUUUGGAGGGAGUUAUGCAAGUCCUGGAGGCAAAACGCCAGAUGAUAAGUCAUACGGAAAUAUAUUUAAACCUCAAAAUCCCGGCAGUGAAGGAGGAAGAGGAUCAUCAUCAGGAACUGGAGGAAAUGGUGGAGGCGUUAUCUUUAUUGAAGCAGCAUUGCUGCAAGUUGAUGGUAAGUUGACUGUGAAUGGUGGAGAUGCGCACCGUGGAUCAAAUGCAGGUGGAGGAAGUGGUGGAAGCAUAUACCUUGUGGUUGAUAAUCUCGUGGGUAAGGGAGAAAUUAUUGCCGAUGGUGGUCGAGGAGAUGGAAGCGGUGGUUGCGGUAGUGGAGGACGUAUAGGGAUAGUCUUGAAAUCAAAGUACAAUUAUCGUGGUAGCAUCCGUAGCGCCAGUCUUAACUGUGGUUCUUCGCGGUUGAAUGGAGGACCCGGAACUAUCUUUAUUAGUGAAACAAGAAAUAGGCGCACUUCUACACAACUGAUACUUGACAAUCGUUUUUCCACGCAGAAAGUUUUUGUUACUCUGAAAGAGGACAAACAUGAAUAUGAGUUUGAUGAAAUUAUUUUACGUGGCGGCGCCGCAUUACAGUUAUUAAAACAACCAAACAUCCAUCAAAGGUUACGAAUUGGGUUACUUUCUGGUGAUAGAAGUGGUUUUAUACAUGUACAUCGAAAUGAGACAGUGGUCAUCAGCGAAAGAACCCCGGCUCGUGUUCCUGUAAGUUUUAAAGUAGACGAGGAAGGGCUGGUUAUCCUUCCACAUAGCGUCAUUGUUGUGGGUCAACGACAUUAUUCCAUCGAAUCACGUGGUAUCAUUCUCGGCAUGCGCAAUAUGGAGCUAGCACGUGACCGAGUGGUGAGGUUCUAUGAAAGUUCUAUACUUGGGAUAGGUAAGGAUAGAAGAGAUUUUACGGGAUCCAAAGGAGUAUUGGAAUUCGGUUCACUCAUCCUGCACAGUAGCAGUGUAUUGGUGAUCGAUGAUAUUCACCAGGUAAAGAUAAUGGCGGACAGCAUUGAUAUCAAGUAUAAUGCAUCACUAAUCUCAACCUCUCUUUCAUUUACUCUUUCGUCCCUCCACGUUGAAAUUGGUGGUCGAAUUGACUGUUCUGGUGAAAAUGGUGUUAUCGGAUCAAAAUCAGAGCUGUCUCACUUACCAAAAGGGACUGGUGGCGGUCAUGGAAGCGAGGGAGGAGAAGGUAGUACUAAAGAAAAAAGUCCAUACCAUGGUUCCUUAUAUCACCCAACUGAACGCGGUAAACCGGGGGGUUUAGGAACGAAUAAUGUUAAAGGCGGGCAAGGGGGAGGAAGUCUGAUCCUGAAAAUUGGAUCGCAGUUGAUAGUUGAUGGAAUUAUAACUGUUUCUGGUGGAAACGGGAUAAGGGGAAGUAACGCAGGAGGGGGAAGCGGAGGUAGUAUCCACGUUACCACACAUUCGUAUCGUGGCUUUGGAGUAAUGGAUGUGCGUGGGGGAGCAUCAGGUGGUAUUCUCUCUGGCAGUGGGGCAGGUGGUAGAAUUGCAAUAUACUCUGAGAAAGAUAUUUUAUACAGGGGAGUUUAUCGAGCGUCAGGAGGACCGGGAGAUCAAAGUAGGUAUGGAGGCCCUGGGACGGUAUUUUUGCGGUAUUUAAAGAACAAGCGUUUUUAUUCUCAACUGAGAUUUGGUGAAAGACAAGGAACUAAUCUCAUUUUUGUUACACUUGACGAAAGAAAUGUCACCGAUUUCAUUUUUAAUGAAGUUAUUAUUAAACGAAAGACAGCCAUAAAACUUAAACCAGAUGGUGCAAAGAGAAGUUUAAAAACUGAUAAACUUACAGGGGACGGAACUGGGUAUAUUUACGUCGGAAGCAAUCAUACAUUCUAUCUGCGUGGUUCGACAGGUCAUGGCGGAGUUUCACGACCAUCGAUAAAUCUAAAUAUUGACAAACAUGGCACUGCUGUACUUGAUACAUCGCUCUAUGUGGUCAGUCACAGCCGUGAAAGUCCUAACGGCCAUGCGCUGAGUGUUAACGGUCGUAUCAUCGGUGUUCAACAUUUGUUUUUGACAAAAGAAAGAAAAAUGGUCUUUAUGUCGGAAGCUCAGACUGUUAGGUUUCAUAAUCAAAGUCUGGUGCCUAGUCCACCCGGAACAUUUGUUUUAGCGACGUUAGAAAUUCAUGAUCGAGCAGAGCUAUCUUUUAUGACGUCACAUGGAAUGAAAGGUCUAGCAGGAAAAAUUGACGUGAAGUAUAGAGCAAAAGUGUUUGCUGACCAAUUUCAUAUGAACAUCACAUCAUUGAAUGUUGAGACUGGAGGUUCAAUGACAGCAGCUGGAUCUGACAGACCAAAAAUAAUGAAAUCUCAUUCGCCAUCUUCCAGUUGCCAUGGUUCUGGCGGCACUUAUGCUAGUGGUGGCGGAAAUGCUGACCCAAGCGUAUCUUUAAAGCCAUAUGGAAGUUUGUAUCUACCUAAGGAAUUUGGCACAAAUGGAUGUGGAAACAGUGACGCAGGGGGAAAUGCUGGUGGGAGGUUUUUCUUAACCGUCGGAGAUGCAUUACAUUUGGAUGGUUUGUUGAGCGCACGGGGUCAAGAUGGCGGUCAUCUCCCAUCAGGCGGGGGAAGUGGUGGUAGUAUUUUGGUCGAUACAAUUAAGUUUACUGGUAAUGGGGUCCUUGAUGUAUCUGGGGGAAGCGGAAAUGGUGGAAAAACAGGAGGAGGAUCUGGUGGAAGGCUUGCAGUAUACAUAAAGACCCAAAGUCGUUAUUUUGGCCAAUUUCUUGCGAUUGGUGGUAGCGCUGGUGAUGCUGGGAAUGAGCUUACUUUAGCAUCUGGUGGACCUGGGACUGUCUACAUCAAAGAAUUACGUAACCAUGUUUCCCAUGACCGUUUAAUAUUAGACAACAAAAAUAGGCCAUUUAGUCAUUACGUCACGUUGAACGAAACUAGGGACUCAUAUGAAUUUGACGAGGUUUACUUGGCGAGGAAAGCCUCGCUGCAUAUGAUCAACAAUGGAAAGCGCUUAAAUUUGACGAUACAUAAAAUUAUCGGUGAUAGGAGUGGCCUUGUUCACGUGCACGAGAAUCAAUUCCUCAUCGCAGAAGUGAAAGAUGCUAAGCGCACUAUAACUCGUGCUCAUGCUAACUUCAAGUUGGAUGUAAAUUCUUCUGCUAUAAUGUCAACCACAGUUCACAUGAUUGGAGAAGGAGUUGUAGCAUUUGAUUGGCGAGGAAGGCUUAUCAAUGUUAUGCAUUUGCAUUUGGCCUAUGGACGACGUGCAAACAUUGGUGUUGAAGCUCAUACAGGAACUAUUGAGAAUAAUAAAUUCGUAUCCUCAGAAACGGAAGGAACAUUUCAUUUUUCAACAUUGGAGUUCAGUAGCAAGUCACAAGUGGAUUAUCCUUCACCUCAUGGAAUGCAUUUUACUGUUGGAUUACUGGAUAUGAAGUUCGACUCAAGAUUCAACGCCGAAUUCUUUAAAAUCGAAGCAACAGAAUUUUUCUUAGAAAUUGAUGCUGUAAUCAACUCUAAAGGUCGAGGAUUUAAUUUCUAUACCCUGGGUGCUGGAAAGAAUGCAAGUGAUGGAGGAUUUGGCGCCAGUCAUGCAACUCAUGGUGGGAGUAAAGAUGAUUUGAAAUUAGAAACAACCUACGGAUCCUUGUAUGAACCUGUUAGUGAAGGAAGCCGUGGAGGAAUGGGCUCUAGCGGAAAACUCGGUGGUCGAGGUGGUGGGAAAAUGAGGAUAACUGUUGGACAUUCAUUCCAUUUAGAUGGCGUAGUUGAUGUGGAUGCAGAAAAUGCUAAUGUCAAUUCUGGUAGUGGAGGUGGAAGCGGGGGUAGUGUCUGGAUCACCACUAACUACUUUAAAGGACAUGGUGAAAUAACUGCGCGUGGUGGACUAGGAAAUACUUAUGGUUCAGCAUUAGGCGGGAGUGGUGCGGGCGGACGAAUUGCCAUACAUAUGAGAAAAGAAGACGAAUUCCGGGGUACAUACUCAGCGUUUGGUGGAGAAAGCAAAGGUUCUCUGCAAGGAGGACUUGGAACAGUUUAUGUUGAAGAAACUCGUGGCAUUUACAUUCACAGUAGAUUGUAUAUUGACAAUAAUAACGCAAAGCCAACAAAGAAAUUUGUGUUAAAUGAAAGAAAUCCUCGGGAAGACUAUCAUAAACGAGUGGAUGGUGUUUUAACAGAUUAUCAUUUUGAUGAAGUUAUGAUCAUUAACAAAGCCAUAUUUGAAAUCAUUACCCCUACUCAAAAUGGAACUCUGAAUCCCUCCGUAUAUGUUGGUUUAGUGUACGGUGAUGGUACAUCUCUUGUCCACGUUCAGUCCAAUCAAACCUUUUACAUGGAAUAUCAAAAAGCAACAAGCAAAAGAUCUAACCCUAAAAUUAAUCUCGUUAUAAAAGAGGAUGGGGACUUGAUAACGGUAAACGAUCUCCGUAUAAGCGGCGGUAUGACCCCGGCAGUUGAUCUACGGGGAACAAUUCGGGGAGUGACUAAAUUUACAUUGAGCACCUCAAAAGUCUGCCACGUCAGCAAAACUGGUUCAAUAACGGUCGCAUUACAUCGUAAAAACUCGUCCGCUGUCGCCAUUAAUCUCGGAAUGCUGAAUUUAGAGUAUAAUGCAAAGUUGGUGUUUACAGAUGGUGCACUACUUGAUAUUGGCUAUUUUACCAUGCGUCAAAAGACGUUAAUGUCAGCAAAAUAUUUCAAUAUUAAAUCUACAGCGAUUGAUAUUGAAGGCGAGGGAAGGAUUACUACGUCUGCGCGAAGCGAAGAUCCAGGUCUGGGGACAGGAAACUAUACACAGAGGUCGGGAUCUGGUGGUGGGCAUGGGGGAUAUGGAGGUGGUUAUGAAGUCAACGGCGGUGGCGAACCCUAUGGAUCCUAUAGUGUACCUACACAUCCUGGGAGUAAAGGUGGAGGUAUUCAUGGGGGUGUUGGUGGAAGUGUUAUUAAGAUUGAGACCGGUCAUUUUCUUCAUCUCGACGGUGUGAUUGACAACAACGGUGGAAACGCUUCAAGUGACGGUUCUGGCGGUGGUAGUGGAGGAAGCAUUUUUAUUAAAACUUUGAUGUUCUCAGGUCAUGGAAGUAUUCAGGUGAAUGGAGGAGAAGGUCGGGGAAGUGGUGGUGGAGGUUCUGGAGGAAGACUGUCUGUCCAUGUCUCCUGGUUGAGAGAAUAUACUGGUACAUAUUUAGCUCUCGGUGGCCUUGGUAAUCCUGCAGGUGCAUGUGGAACAAUUUAUUACACGGAUACAAACAAGGGACUCUCACAUCGCCCUUACACUAUUGAUAAGCAUAACAAUACCGUAUUUGGCGAAGGAUUCACCAAAUUGAUCUUAGAUAACCAAAAUAGAAAUAGACACAUAGCCACUUUAAUUGAAAGAGAGGUUGAUAAGUACUACGAAUUGGAUGAACUAGAAAUUCGUAAUCACGUCAUCUUAUGGAUUCAUGGAAUAAACGCGACGUUGGUUGCACAUAAAUUUUCUGGCGAUAAAACAGGAUUAGUACAUUUGAGACCGACACAAAAGAUGUUUGUAGAAGUAGUUGAAUCGGAAAAAGGUUACUCUAUAGCACCUGUCAGUUAUAAAAUUGAUUCAGGUUCAGAGAUAACGUUCCCUUCAUCUCUGACAAUACUUGGCACACGCUGUACCUUUGAUGGCUUCAUUGUUGGUGUUCACCAAUUUUAUGUCGCUCACGAUGCGUCCGUGACCUUUGCAUCCACUUCUCAAACAGGUAUACGAGAGAAUGGGACAUUUACAUUUAUUACAACUCCGGGAAACAUAACGUUUGGUACUUUAAUCGUGCAGCGCGGUUCCCUGGUUUCUUUCUCCCGAAUUAAUAACACCUUAGUAUUGACUGCAGGAAUAUUUCGUGUGAAAUACGAGGGCGAAGUACGUAUUAACCACGGUGAGAUUGAUUCUUCUUGGGCCUGGGUCGAGAGCCGCGGCCUAUUGCUUUUAGAGGGAACUGGGUACCUCAGUGAAGUUGGACCUGGAAGAGGGAUUACAUCGUCGCAGAUUGGUACCGGGGCAGGUCACGGCGGAGAGGGCGGAUCAUCUUCCUCUCGUACUGGGGAGUGGUAUGGAUCAAUACUUAGACCUGUCCAUUUAGGAAGUGGAGGUGGGAACGGACGUGGUGUUGGAGGACGAGGAGGUGGAUCAUUACACUGGAGAAUUGGACAAACUUUAGAAUUGGAUGGCUUGGUAUCACUAAAAGGAUUUAAUGGCACGGGCAUGACGCAGGAGGCGGAAGUGGGGGUAGUCUAUUGAUAGAAUGCACCAACA